AUGUUCCUCCUUUGUAAUGGUCUCCUUGUUUUUGUUGGUUUAACCAAAUCAUUCUCAAGUUCUUCUUGUGAUACUGAUGAUCAUAAGCCUUCAAAUAACACUGAAGUUUCACAAUCAUCAUCACAAUAUUUUGAAGAAGAUGAUGAAGAAGGUCCACAAUCUCAUAUCCUUGAUGUUGACGUCAAUGCGCCAAUGUUGGGGAGAGAAGCUGAGAAGAGAACUAGUGAACCAGAUGAACAAAGUGCUGAAGAAGAGGAAGAAAAGGUAGAAGAAGAAAACAUUGAAAAGAUAAUUAUGAUAGAUGAUGAAGAAGAAGAAAUGAUGGAGUUAGAAGAAGAAGUUGAACUAUUUGAUGCAAAUGAUGAAGAGGGAGAUAAAGGGCCCAAAAUUGAUAACGUUCUAAUUGAAGAAAAUGACAUAGAAGAAUAUUAUGUAGAAGAAGAAGAAAAUAGUAUGUUAAGUAUAGAGGAGUUAAACAAAAAGUUUGAAGAUUUUAUUAGAAAGAUGAAGGAACAUCUAAGAAUUGAUGCUAAACGACAAUAUUUAGUUAUGGUUUGA
This is a messenger RNA of Lathyrus sativus (Indian pea), 558 nucleotides long. Lineage: Eukaryota; Viridiplantae; Streptophyta; Magnoliopsida; Fabales; Fabaceae. The record is from the annotation of a GenBank genome assembly.